AUGUCUCAGCAAGCUAAAGACUGGAGCGCAAGUCAAUACCUCAAGUUCGAAAAUGAACGCACCCAGCCCGCCCGCGAUCUCCUAUCGCACGUGCCCCUAACCGCCCCAAAGAGAAUAAUCGACCUAGGCUGCGGCCCUGCGAACUCAACCACAGUCCUGGCAACACAAUACCCAUCGGCAACAAUCACAGGCCUGGACUCAUCCCCAGACAUGAUCGAGCGGGCAAAGAAAGUCCUCCCAGACCGAGACUUCCACGUCGAAGACCUGUCAACCUACAGCCCCGACCCAGCCAAGCCCGUCGACCUCUUCUUCUCGAACGCGGUGUUCCAGUGGCUAAAGGCCGACGACCGCAUUGCGGUCAUUAAGCGCCUUCUGCAGCCGCAGGAAAAAGGCGCUGUUUUCGCUCUUCAGGUCCCGGAUAAUCUGAACGAGCCUUCGCAUCUGCUUAUGGUGGAGACUGCCGCGGAAGGUCCGUGGGCGGAGAAACUGGCUGGUGUGCAGAGAGAUGGGUUCCAGUCCCCGCAGGAACUUUAUGAUCUUGUUAAGCCGUUUUGUAGUCAGGUUCAGAUUUUUGAGACGACUUAUUAUCAUGCGCUGGAGAGCCAUGAAGCGGUCAUUGAGUGGGUUAAGGGCACCGGGUUGAGGCCGUUUUUGGAUCCGUUGGAGGGUGCGGAGGAGGAGGCUUUCUUGAAGGAUUAUUUGAGACGUUUGCAGGAUGCUUAUCCGGUUUCUGUUGAUGGGAGGGUGUUGUUGAAGUAUCCGCGGUUGUUCAUGGUUGCUGUGAAAUGA
Molecule: messenger RNA, 789 nt
Organism: Penicillium expansum
Lineage: Eukaryota; Fungi; Ascomycota; Eurotiomycetes; Eurotiales; Aspergillaceae
Product: Trans-aconitate 2-methyltransferase, C-terminal
Exons: 1
Coding region: 1-789 (262 amino acids)
Molecular function (GO): trans-aconitate 2-methyltransferase activity
Source: RefSeq, a predicted model, not a curated record